AUGAUAAGACAUCUUGAUAUUUUUACGAACGAACGUCGUCUUCAACAUCAAUCAUCGUUGAAUCUUUUGAAGGAAACACGUCUUGGCAUUGAGGGUGCUUUUUGGUUACGUAAACUCUUGCAGAAUUCAGGGAAAGAACCUGCUACAGCUGCCAUAGGUGGGAUACCAAUAGGUUUAAGAGGCGCCAUCGAAAAGGAAUUAGAAUUAUUAAAAUCAUUUGGGAUAAUUCCAUUUUUCGUUUUUAAUGGGCUCAGUGUGAUUCGUAAAGAUAAACCUUUUUCGACAGAAGAUACCAGACCAAACAAACGUGCACAAGCUUGGGAUGCUUAUGAAAAGGGAAAACAUGAUCAAGCAUAUAAUACUUGGGCAUCAUCAAACUCAAUUCAUCAACCUGAUCUUCUCUAUUUCGUUUUUAACGUGUUAAAAGAAAAUGAUGUUGAAUUUAUGCGAGCUCCAUAUUCUGCUUGGGGACAGUUGGUCUAUUUGGAACGUCAUCCUAAAGGAUUCAUUCAUGCCAUAUAUGGAGGAUCAGAAUUGUUAAUGUACGAUGUUGAGAAAGUUAUCGUUAAUUUAGAUUUGGAGAAGGGAACAUAUAAUUGGCUCAGCAAAAAAACAAUUUUGAAUGAUCUUGCGAUCUCUGAUGAACAAUUUCUUGAUGUUUGUAUAUUAGCUGGAUUUGAAUAUUGCGGCACAUUCCCACCUCUUAAUACCGAGUUUUCCAGUUUCACCUUUAAAAGCGUACACGAUCUGAUUAAGCAAUACAAAACUGGAUUUAAUGCGGUACAAAAUUACGCAGAUCAUGCAGGAGUAAUAAAACAAAAUUAUAUGGACAUAUUCUGUCGAACUAGAUGUGCCAUAAAAUAUCAUCUAGUGUUGACUGACGAGGGAAGAGUUGAGCCAUUAAACGCAGAAAAUGCGCCCAGUGAUAUACAUGAAUUUAUUGGCUAUCGAUUACCAGAUGAGAUUUAUUAUUAUUUAUCAAAAGGAUUAAUGUCUCCUCAGGUUAUUAAUACAUUGAUCUCAGGAGUGCUUAUCGAAAAUCCGCCGCUAUGUAACGGUGAAACUCAAGAAUAUCGAAGGUUUCUCAAUGAAUUACUCGAAUUGCGCGCACAAGCCAUGGGCUUACUCACUCAGCCUUUACACCAGUUUUAUCAAUCGAGAAAGGUUGUAAGUCUCUAUUGGUUUGAGCCAAAUGUCGAACAUAUUUUAAAUCAUAACCCGAGUGUACAUGAAAUAUUGAGUACAUGGAAUGUAUUGGAAAGAGGAUUAGAGGAUGAAAGAAAGACACAAAAGACUUCUAAUAUUGAUUUUGUUUUUUGUCUAAGAGCAACAGCGACUGAUGAUCAAGCAGCGAAAACCAUUAUGCCGAAAAAUAAUGAUAAGCUUAUUGAUAGCAAAGAAGAAAUUUUGGCAAAUGUUCAAUGGGAAUUACUACAAUUGCGAAAGUUUCUAACUUCUUCACAUACACAUACUCCAUGGGGUGUUGCAUUCAAAAAAGCUCUUGGAUCUUCAAAAUCCAAUUCUUCACAUCAAGAACAAUUAUUUUCCGCACUUGAAUUGAUCCGUUUUGGAUAUUUAAGUGGAAAUCCAUAUAGUCGCUCGUAUUCUGGGAGCCCAACAGUUGGCACUGAAGAGGAAAGAAAACACAUUUUGUUAAUCUCCCGAACUUUGAGUAUGGUAUCGCCUAAUUACCAGGGGAUACCUUGGGCUGGACCUAUCAACAGAGAACUUUUAGCAUUCAAUAGUUUUGUUAAAGCACUCAAUCGAUCAUUACGUAAUCUGUGUGAAAUGCUUACCUUAUCGACUUUCUUAAAUCGUGAUUGCUUGAACGAAAGGGGUGAUUAUUUAGAUAUAGCCUUAAGUUUGCCAUUUGUGCAAGACGUGAAUACUGGAUUAGGAAUCAUCGUUAAAACAUAUCUCGAAAAUAUAGUCACUUUAUCCAUCGAAAAGGAUAACAAGAUUUCAGAUUUUCAUAUCAAUGAAACAUUGAAGAAAUUGGAAGAGAUGUUCACUGCGUGUAUCAAUGUGAAAUCUGAUUUGAGUGACGGAUUCUCUUUUUGGGAUGAAGUGAUCGUAGCUGUCAAGAACUUGAAAUCAAGCGGUGACAUAUCUAACGAUUUAGCAUCUCAAUUUCUAAAUGCAAAUCAAUGGCUUUCAGCUAGGCGAUUUUAA
Messenger RNA from Ambispora gerdemannii, 2172 nucleotides. The record is from the annotation of a GenBank genome assembly. NCBI's taxonomy places the organism in Eukaryota, Fungi, Glomeromycota, Glomeromycetes, Archaeosporales, Ambisporaceae.